GACGCGCCGUCGGUGGUUAAUGCCGGCGCUGAUUGGCUAACACCCUUUCACGUUUAGAGAGAUUGUCAGUCAGCUGGAGCUCAAGUAAAACAACACAGUACUUGUUUUUAUCUUUCAGGGGCUUUUGAACUAGAGACAUUUUUUCUUGCUGCGUUUAUGGCACCUUUAAUACAUUACUAAACGGCCCGUGGAACAUUCUGUUACGGAGAGAAAAGCGUGAAUGUAGCGUUGUUAUCGUCACCCCAAUUUUUAACGAUAGCUCCUGACGCCUUUUCCCAGGAGAAGCCCGGUGCCCUGUUUUGUUGUCUGGAGCGCCGUGUUGUGGCUGAGAAAGCUCUCGGUGGUCCGUGAUUGUUGCUGCCAGGCGGGCCGACGCUAGGAGCGUGGGGGAACAUAGCGGCGUGUGUCUGGUGAGGAGAUGUCAGAGCGGGGAUGCCUCUUUUUGGAGACAGUUUUGUAGGCGAGGGUAUACGCGAGUGUACACAGUAUACCUCCCGCUGGGACUUGGCGUGCAAACCAGCGGAGCGACGUUUCAGCAUAACUAGCAGUGACACAUAUAUGGAUGGUGGGGUCGCAGUAUGCCCACCCCCUCGAGUACCACUACAUCACCGGCUGGAGGGAGAAGCAAUACCGGGGGAGAGGAAGAGGGGCCCAUGUCCGCAGCUUCUACCUCCUCCAUCGGCUCAUCUUUCCGGUUCGUCCCAGCCUUCUGCCUGGGCGUGGUGGCAGCAGUAGUAUUUCAGCUGGCAUGGGGAGGCCUGUCUCUCACCUCGUUCUUCUUAAAGCUCUUCAUCUAUGUGUCAUUCGCCCUCCUGUGUUUCCUGGCUGGGAGCUUUGCCCUGCUGGUCAGGAAGAGUCCUCUCAAAGUCAGCUGCUUUAACCGGAGCAGGAGGCAGCCUUCUGAAUGGCUGGAGUUCUUCAACAAGCUCAUGGUUCGUUUUUUGGUGCCAGUUCAGGAGUCGAGCCAGAGCAGGAGGGUGGUGGUGUCGCACAAUGUGGACAAAACCCUGAAGGAAGUGUUUGACUAUGCCUACAGAGACUAUAUCCUGUCCUGGUACAUUCCUUUAAGUCAUGAUGAAGGCCAGUUGUACUCCAUGCUGUCAGAGGACUGGUGGCAGAUGAUCGGGCAGUUGAGAUCCAGGCUUGCUGAGAUCGACCUCGUCAACGUAGUGUGUUAUGACAGCAUCCGGAUUCUACACACACACUUCACCGACCUCAAAGCUGCAUCUGCAAGACCAGAGGAAGUGGCUCGGCCGUUUUCUCUCCAUCCCUGUUUGGUCAGUCCGGAAUCGGAGCUGGCCUUCCUCCGCUGUGUAGCCAGAAUACUACUGCUAUGUCUGCUGCCACAAAAGGAUGCCAAGUCGCACACACUACGCUGCUGUCUCACUGAAGUCAUCACUACUAAAGUCCUGAAGCCGUUGGUAGAGGUACUCAGCGAUCCAGAUUCCAUAAACAGGAUGUUGUUGUCUCAGCUGGAAAAGAGGGAGCAGCAGGCUGAGCAGCAGAAGAAAGCCUACACCUACGCUGCCUCUUAUGAAGACUUUAUCAAACUGAUAUCAACUUCUACUGAUGUCAAUUUCCUCAAGCAACUCAGGUAUCAGAUUGUGGUAGAGAUUAUUCAUGCCACCACCAUCAGCAGCCUGCCUCAGCUCAAGAAGCAGAAAGAGAAAAAAGGUAAAGAGUCAGCAGCCAUGAAGGCCGACCUGCUGAGAGCCAGAGAUAUGAAAAGAUAUAUCAAUCAGCUGACUGUUGCUAAGAAACAAUGUGAAAAAAGGAUCCGCCUCCUUGGAGGGCCAAACUAUGAGAAUAGUGAGGAAGGAGGGGCCGAUGACAACGACGAGCCUCAAAGCCAGAAGAUCAGUGUCUCAUUUUAUUAUGCGUCACAGAAAUCUGUGGUUCUAACUUCAUCAAGAGCAUUUGUCCUUCCUUUUUACAUCAGCGUAUUUUUAUCUUUGUGCGUGUGUUCUCCAGUCCUGAAGCCGUUGGUAGAGGUACUCAGCGAUCCAGAUUCCAUAAACAGGAUGUUGUUGUCUCAGCUGGAAAAGAGGGAGCAGCAGGCUGAGCAGCAGAAGAAAGCCUACACCUACGCUGCCUCUUAUGAAGACUUUAUCAAACUGAUAUCAACUUCUACUGAUGUCAAUUUCCUCAAGCAACUCAGGUAUCAGAUUGUGGUAGAGAUUAUUCAUGCCACCACCAUCAGCAGCCUGCCUCAGCUCAAGAAGCAGAAAGAGAAAAAAGGUAAAGAGUCAGCAGCCAUGAAGGCCGACCUGCUGAGAGCCAGAGAUAUGAAAAGAUAUAUCAAUCAGCUGACUGUUGCUAAGAAACAAUGUGAAAAAAGGAUCCGCCUCCUUGGAGGGCCAAACUAUGAGAAUAGUGAGGAAGGAGGGGCCGAUGACAACGACGAGCCUCAAAGCCAGAAGAUUCUCCAGUUUGAUGACAUCCUGUGUAAUCCAAGUUACAGGGAUCAUUUCAGAGUUUACAUGGAGAGAGUAGAUAAGAGAGCUCUGAUAAGCUUCUGGGAACUGGUGGAAACACUGAAAACUGCCAACAAGGUAACGGCUGCACACAUUCUAGAGAUUUUUACCCCAACACUUCUUCUAUUUUUUUUUUUCUUUUACUCACUUGGGAAUAUUGUUUUUAUAUUCUUUUUUCUUUUCUUCUUCUUUUUUUUUAAAAGUAUAUUCUUUACUUUAAAAAAGUGUCACCUUUUGAUAUCAGAUUCUUUUCGAUACGCCCUGUAUGGAUACUACAUCUGUCCAUUUUGGGGUUGGGUUUUUUUUUUUUUUUUUGUAAAUUCCCAAGUAAGCUCUCUCCAGAGUAAAGAGGUGGUGGUUUAUUGUGUAUGUUUGUGUGCAUUUCAGGCUGCAGAGGAAGGUGGUGAGACUGUAGCUUGUUACAGUGUGUUUGUUAACCUGGUGGAAGGAGAAGAAACAGCCAACAGUCGCUGGAGCGUCCAGAGGAAACUUACUGAAUUCCAAAUGUUGCACCGCAAACUUACAGAGUGUUUUCCAUCACUGAAGAAACUCCAGUUACCAUCACUCAGUAAACUUCCCUUCAAAUCUAUUGACCAGAAGUUUUUGGACAAAAGCAAAACACAACUCAACACUUUUCUCCAGCGUCUCCUAACAGAUGAGCGGUUGUGCCAGUCAGAGGCUCUCUAUGCUUUCCUCAGCCCGUCUCCAGAACAUCUGAAGGUGAUGUCUAUUCAGAAGAAAUCCUCUUUCUCACUGGCCUCCUUCCUGGAGAGGUUACCUGGAGAUUUUUUCUCCCAUACUGAGGAAGAUGGCGAUGACGACAGUGACUUGUCAGACUACGAUGAAACAGACGGGCGGAAAGAUGCUCUGGCUGAACCCUGCUUCAUGCUCAUAGGAGAGAUCUUUGAACUCAGAGGAAUGUUUAAGUGGGUGAGGAAGACUUUAAUUGCACUAGUCCAGGUGACAUUUGGACGAACUAUCAACAAACAGAUCCGGGACACUGUAAACUGGAUCUUCUGUGAACAGAUGUUGGUGUGCUACAUCAGUGUGUUCAGGGACACCUUCUGGCCUGAUGGCAAGCUGGCGCCACAUAUCAAAGCCCGAACGGACUAUGAACGCACUGAGACCAAGGAGCGCGCUCAGCAGAAACUACUUGACAACAUCCCAGAUGCACUCACAAAUCUAGUUGGCCAGCAGAAUGCCCGCUACGGUAUCAUCAAGAUCUUCAGUGCUCUGCAGGAGGCCAAUGCCAAUAAGCACCUUCUCUAUGUAUUGAUGGAAAUGUUACUAAAGGAGCUGUGUCCUGAGCUCAGGGCUGAGGUGGACAGUAUCUGAACACAUGCAUGAGAAUGAGGAUCGGCUGGUUCGUCUUUCAGGCCUUUCUGUAGCUGACCAAUCACAAACUGCCAAGCCAGACAGGGAGAGGGCCAUUGGGUGAAUCCUCAGACAGAAAGCAAGCUGCGUUGGUCAGAGUUGAGAUGCACGCAGACUCUGUUCAAAGAAAUUUGCUGUGAACCGGUGAAAAGCUGGCCUGACACUCUCCUGACAAAGCUGCUGACAGAAGGGUGCAUCUCUAAACCUGCGUUUGGACGGGGAGAAACCACAGGGACUUCUUCCUAUCUAGACUGCAGUCUGAUGAGACUGAUCACAGAAGAACAAAGUGUAUUUUUGACUUAAGUAACUCACAUCUGUGUUUUUCUUUUAAAAAUAAUUAUAAUUCUUUCACUAGCACUGACAUUCAGCAUCUGUGCCAGAACAGACUGAAAUGAAAUGUUUUGCUCAAAUGUAAAUGAUGGUGGUUUGGUCGACAACUUCUUUGUUACAUCUUUAAUUUUUAGAGUAGAUAAUCGACUGACUUGACUAAAGACAAAAAAAGACAGCUGACAGUCAGACUCGCUGUUGCCCUCUAGAGGCGACCGCUGUGAGUCCCAGCCCACGGACCUCUGAACAUUCCUUCUACACACAACCUGAGCAACACUUGUUCUGUGAUUCUUGUAAUAAGGCUUAUAAUUGUGCAAUAUAAUGUAAUGUAAAAGUCAUUGUGAUGAUUUUAUUUAUGAUUUAUUAUUGAUAGAUUUUAUUUUUACCAAAAAUUGUUUAGAGAGCAUUUAUAUAAGCAAUAAAUUGCAAACAAAAAGCU
This is a messenger RNA of Neolamprologus brichardi, 4614 nucleotides long. The record is from RefSeq and is a predicted model, not a curated record. Lineage: Eukaryota; Metazoa; Chordata; Actinopteri; Cichliformes; Cichlidae.